Messenger RNA from Bursaphelenchus okinawaensis, 2290 nucleotides. The record is from the annotation of a GenBank genome assembly. NCBI's taxonomy places the organism in Eukaryota, Metazoa, Nematoda, Chromadorea, Rhabditida, Aphelenchoididae.
AUGGGAAAUGACGAGAAUAAUGAUCAAGGCAGGGGAAGAAAGCCAGGCAAAUUCAAAUCGUUUUUCGGACUGUUCGGACGAAGGAAUUCAGAAGACGCCAGAACUGAGUAUGUUAGUUUUGACUUCUUUUAUUUUUUUAAAUUUAAAAUUUUGAAAUUUUUUUUAUAAAGUUUGCAAGCCUCUUUCGUGAAAAUACUCUUAAAAUUUAUUUAUGUGCCCAGAGGCUAUCAUGCAAAUCAUUUAUGUGACCAGGUUUUACCAUACAAAUUACUAAUAUGACCAGUUUUUAUUGUACAGUCUUUAACGUCUUAUACUGUAUUUUAGGGCAAGGUCACCUCGAGCUCACACACAAAGCCCAGCAUCGCCUGCAAGCGGUACUGUUCGACCCAAAAGCGUGUAAGUCUUUUUAAAUGGUGUUCUAGUUUUCGUCUCUUUAUGAAAAGAUUUUACCUAUGUUAUUUUUUAUUAUAAUUCAGCUAAUUAAAGCAUGGUUGAAAUUGUCAAUGAUAAUAUCAUAAAUUAUAUCAGUCUUUCCCGGAAAGAAUGUUACAAAACUGCACAGUGCAGUUUGAAGGAAUCGCUGUCGCGCCGAGAAUUGGGCGACAAGCGACAAGGUCUGCGACAGUCGCUUGCACCCGGCGACAUCCCAAUGGAAGUCGCAAUGUCGCAAGUGCAAAGCUUUGCGACAAACUGUCGUGUCGCGCUUCGAAUGGCGAUGCGACAGUGUGUCGCGGUUGUCGCAACGCUCAAGCCACAACUGUGUUCAAUGGAAGGAUUGCGACACGUUUUUUUGACUGUUGCAAGUCAUUGAAUCCUGCGACAACCGACCGGUGCGGCACUGAAGGGAUUGCACUGUGCAAUCUUUCCUCACAUCGUUGGCUGUAUCGUGUGAUCGCGCGGGAAAUCUGCACUGUGCAGCGGAAUUAAAAGGGCGCGAUUUUCUCGGGGACUGCACCGUGCAGCUGUAACAUUCUUUAGUGGAAAGACUGAUACUAUUUUUUGAAAAAUUCUCGAUGAUAAUAUCAUAUAUAGUAUCAACUUUUUGAAUAAUACCAAUAAAUUAGCCGCGCUAGAAGCCAUGGUACCAGUCGAGAGAAACCUACAACUCGAGAAGGAAAAAGAUUAAGUGACAGGAACGACAAGAAUGACAAUAAUGAGUUUGACAUCGAAAACAUCAUGAAAGAGGAGAAGACACAACAAAACAUUCUGAAAGAAAAAGACAUCGAAAGGUUCAUUCAGAUUGGCAGAAGGAUAAUUGACGAAGAGCUGGUGAAGCAGACAGAAGAAGAGGAAGCCAAGAAGAGGGAACAGAUAGCUCAAAUGGACGAGGAAGCCAAGAAUGGAAAGUUAGAUCUCAAAGUUAAGAGUGCGUUGGUUUGUUUUUUUUAAAUUAUGGCGCAAAAAAAAAUUUUAUGUUGUUUUACACUUAUCAAACUAAUUUUAGUACGACCAGAACCGGUAGAUGAAAAGACUAAAGACAGAGAAGAGAAAUCUAAUGUAAAGACUGAGACUAGCGUAGUCAAGUCACUCGAGAAAGUGGGUCCACCUUCCGAUUGCAAUGGCGUGGUAAGUGAUACAGUUCAGGUUUAAAAUUGUUGUUCGUUAUAUCAGUCUUUCCACUAAAAAAUGUUACAGCUGCACUGUGCAGUCCCUGGGAAAAUGGCGCCUUUUUUAUUCCGCUGCACAGUGCAGAUUUCCUGCGCGAUCACCCGAUAAAGCCAGCGAUGUUAGGAAAGACUGCACAGUGCAAUCUCUUCAGUGUCCCACCGGUCGGUUAUCGCAGAAGUCAGGGAACUGCGACAGACAAAACAAUCUUGUCGCAAUCCUUCCAUUGAACACAGUGUUGGCUUGAGCGUUGCGACAACCGCGACACGCUGUCGCAUCGCCAUUUGAAUCGCGACACGACAGUCUGUCGCAAAGCUUUGCACUUGCGACAUUGCGAUUCUCAUUGGGAUGUCGCAGGGUGCAAGCGACCGUCGCAGACCUUGUCGCUUGUCGCCCAAUUCUCGGCGAGACAGCGAUUCCCUCAAACUGCACUGUGCAGUUUUGUCACAUUCAUUUCCGGAAAGACUGAUAGUAAAUAUCAGGUUGUUCGAAUAAUUCUGAGCUCCCUAUCCCUAAAAUCUGCUUGGAGCGAAGGCACAAAAUUAUUUGAACAACUUAAUAUAAUAUAUAUGUAAUGCUUUUUACCGAAUUGAAAGUUGUAACAUACAAAUUUCAGCAAUACGCAGUCGAGUAUCGUGUUGUUCAAGGAAAGGUGGUAACCAGAUACGUUCCAAAGAAACAAUGA